Messenger RNA from Ruditapes philippinarum (Manila clam), 2910 nucleotides. RefSeq names its product solute carrier organic anion transporter family member 4C1-like. Lineage: Eukaryota; Metazoa; Mollusca; Bivalvia; Venerida; Veneridae. The coding region runs from base 638 to 2629 and encodes 663 amino acids. Gene Ontology annotation, cellular component: membrane. Gene Ontology annotation, biological process: sodium-independent organic anion transport; transmembrane transport. The record is from RefSeq and is a predicted model, not a curated record. The transcript is spliced from 14 exons.
AUUUUUUUCUUCUCUAUUUAAAGUAAUAAUUAAUCCACUGACUCAUACAAAAACAUAGGUUAAAAAUACAUUAAGUAAUCGAAAAAAAUGAUGGUACUUAAUUAAACUUUUUCUUUUGAUGACUUUGAAGAAAGUUGUUAUAUUUUGUUGGAGGCUUACAUCUCUAGAUACGAACUUUUAACAAGUACGUCAUAAGGAAACGUUUUACGGUUCAUAUACUUUUAUAAAAACAAGUUACUUGUUAACAUCAUUUAGUUACGGUACAAUAACUGAGCAAUAGCUUCAAGUUGUUCAACCUCUUUUUUAAACCUAUUUGUGUUCAAAGAUUUUAAUUUUAGAUUAAACUAUAUAUUUAGACAGACAUAUUUUGUAAUGAAAAUAACAACCUGCGUACGUAGUUAAAUACGAUAUUUUAAACGAUAAAUGCGGUUUUCAGUGUUAAUACCGAUGCAGACAUUUAUCUUGAAACAUAAUGCAGAAGGGUAAAUAAAGGAAAGUAUGCGUGCAUUUUGUAAACGAGUGCACACUUUAGGAUUAGUGGCAGAAGAGAGUUGGAUACACUUUGGAUAAGAUUUAUAUGGAUACACAAUACUGAAUUAUAAUAGUUUAUGCAAUAACUGACAAAUACAAGACAAGAAUGGAUCAAAAAGAUAAGCAGGUGACGGAAUGUAACGAACAAGAUGGCGUUGAAGUCCGAUGCGGCUACGGAAAUUGCCGACCACGUCUGCUUCAGAAGUUCAACAAACCCAAAGCCAUGCUGGCAGUAAUGUGCUUUUAUGUUUUUAUACAAGGUUUCGUCGUGAACGGGAUGUUUAACGUAAUUGUCUCUUCACUAGAGAGAAGGUUUCUGUUACGCAGUACUCAGAUGGGACUAGUUUCUUCCGCGUAUGAUUUUUCUGCAGCCUUCUUUGGAAUCUUUGUGAGUUACCUUGGCUCAGGACGUCAUAAACCAAGAUGGCUGACAGCGUCUGCACUUUUUAUGAUUGGUGGUUCGGUAACCAUGACAAUACCUCACUUCACAACUGGGUUGUACAAAUGGGGAGAAAACAAAAUAUCAGUCUGUGAUAGAAUAAGUGACAAUGCCACGUCAACAGUUGAAAUGUGCGAGGCAUCGGGCUUGCAGAACUAUAUCUGGUUGUUUGCGUUAAGUAACGUUUUAUUCGGUGUUGGCGGCGCCACACUGUAUACAGUCGGGACCGCUUACAUUGACGACUGUGUGACGUCAUUAAUGUCACCUUUAUAUCUAGGUAUAUAUUUCGGAUUUGCUGCUCUAGGACCAGGAAUUGGUUUUAUUGUUGGCGGAAUAUUUCUUAAUAUUUAUGUUGACGUUGACAAGGUGGACACAAAGAGUAUAACACUGGUGGAGACUGACUCACGGUGGGUCGGUGCUUGGUGGAUAGGACCUAUAUUGUCUGCUGUUUUGUUUGUACUUGCCGCACUUUUCAUGUCCUGUUUUGGUGCAGAGCUUCCAAGUGCCAAAGAUGUUAGAGAAUCUCGCAUCUCGCAGUUACAUAAGGGUACAAGUAAAAUUACCGAAGCCGUGGAACCUAGCCGACCAAGGUUAAAAACUGUGCACAAAGUGUUAUGGGCUUUAGUUCAAAAUCCGCCAUUUCUUUUUACAACGCUUGCAGGGAUCACCGAGUCAAUGUUUAUUACGGGCCUGAGUGUGUUUGGUGCCAAAUAUUUACAAAAUGCUUUCCGAAUAUCUUCAUCACAAUCUGGACUUUUAUUGGGGGCAGCCAUUGUGCUUGGAUUAGCGGGUGGUAUUGUAUUUGGAGGUAUCAUCUGCCGGUGUUUCAGGUUAAAGGUCAAUGGCAUGCUCAAGUUUUCUUUCGGCGCAUGCGUCAUAAGUAUUUUUUGCCUUCCUUCGAUGUGGAUGUCAUGUGGGCAGACGACACUUGCAGGUGUCCAUAAACCUUAUGAAAAUAGGUAUAUUUUUUUGUAUCUACAAGAUAUAUUAGUUUAUACAGCAUUUAUUAUACUUCAAUAUCACCAGAACAUUCCUCCCGAGUUGUCGUGUGACGUCACAGGCAGACAAUAUUUUUCACCAUGUUUCGCUGGUUGUAUCCAACAACUUAACACAUCUAAAUCAAAAUCCCAGUAUUCCAAUUGCACGUGUGUUCCAAAGCAACUAAACAUGACGGAACCGGAAGUUACAGGUGGCACUUGUGAAAAAAGUUGUCCGAUGGUUUAUGCAUUUAUAAUAUUGAUAUUCCUUUACGCAUUUUUGACGAUAGCCGCCGACGUACCGGCGGAACAGUCCGUUUUAAGGUCAAUUCACGAAAAUCAUAGAACUAUCAUGUGUGGUUCAAACAGAUUUCUUGUGCGACUGCUUGGUACAGUACCGGGUGCAGUGAUCAUGGGAGUUGCAACAGACGCCGGGUGUUUGAUUUGGCAAACCGAGUGUGGUGAAAAUACGUCAUGUUGGCUCUAUGAUAUUUCAAAAGUCAGCCGGAACUACUUUAUUUUCGGACUGGUUACCAAACUUUUUUCGAUGUUGUUCUUUUUUUGUGCAAUAUGGUUCUAUAAGCCUCCGAAGGACACAGAUCUCCAGAUUGACUCACUAAAAGAAAAAGUCCAAACAAACCAAGCGUUUGAACUUGAAAAACCGAAUCAAACUCAUUUAUAGUUUCAGUAACAUUGCAUUACUUAAAGGUAGGUAACCGACACUACCUCAAAGCAAACAAUUAAAAUAUCAUUCUUAAUAGUCCCGAAAUCAAAUUACGAUGAUUUACUGGCGAGUUGAUAUUCGCACAAAGAUAUGUUGAAUACUUAUUUUCCUAAAUAACGUUGAAUUUUCAGAUAUUUUGUCCUUUUUUGCGCACGUGAAUAUUUGCAUUCUAUAUUUAUAUUGUAUUCAGAUUGUUGUCACACAUAUACAUGUAUAAUAUAUUACCAGAAUGAAACAUU